This is a messenger RNA of Trematomus bernacchii (emerald rockcod), 3163 nucleotides long. Its product is annotated as voltage-dependent calcium channel gamma-5 subunit. Gene Ontology annotation, molecular function: channel regulator activity; voltage-gated calcium channel activity. Gene Ontology annotation, biological process: regulation of AMPA receptor activity; postsynaptic neurotransmitter receptor diffusion trapping; transmission of nerve impulse. NCBI's taxonomy places the organism in Eukaryota, Metazoa, Chordata, Actinopteri, Perciformes, Nototheniidae. The record is from RefSeq and is a predicted model, not a curated record. The transcript is spliced from 5 exons. Gene Ontology annotation, cellular component: AMPA glutamate receptor complex; postsynaptic density membrane. The coding region runs from base 1 to 834 and encodes 277 amino acids.
AUGAGCCUGUUCGGCAGGAAGGCGCUGACUUUGCUGAGCAGCGUGUUCGCAGUGUGCGCCCUCGGCCUGCUGGGGAUCGCUGUGAGCACCGACUACUGGCUGUACCUGGAGGAGGGGGUCAUCCUGCCCCUCAACCAGAGCACCGAGGUACGCAUGUCCCUCCACUCGGGCCUCUGGAGGGUCUGCUUCUUGGUCGGUGAGGAGAAAGGCCGGUGUUUUACUAUUGAGUACAUGAUGCCCACUAACAUCCAGAUGACCUCUGAUUCAACAAUCAGUGUCCUGAAGAUGAUCCGCUCGUCCACACCCUUUCCUCUGGUCAGCCUCUUCUUCAUGUUCAUCGGUUUUGUACUCAGCAACAUCGGCCACAUCCGACCCCACCGCACCAUCCUGGCCUUCAUUUCUGGAAUCUUCUUCAUCCUGUCAGGUCUCUCUCUGGUGGUUGGUCUGGUGUUGUACAUCUCCAAUAUUAAUGAUGAGAUGUUGAACAGAACCAAAACCAAUGAGGCUUAUUUCAUCUACAAGUACGGCUGGUCAUUUGCCUUUGCUGCCAUCUCCUUCCUGCUCACUGAGGCUGCAGGAGUCAUGUCGGUGUACCUGUUCAUGAAGCGCUACACAGCAGAGGAGAUGUACCGGCCUCACCAGGGCUUCUACCGGCCGCGCCUCAGCAACUGCUCCGACUACUCCGGCCAGUUCCUCCACCCGGACGCCUGGGCGGGGCGCGGGCGAAGCGCCUCCUCCAUCUCCUCCGAGGCCUCGCUCCAGAUGAACGCCGCCAGCUAUCCUGCUCUCCUCAAGUGUCCCGAGUACGAACAAGUGUCCUCCUCACCGUGCUGAGGCAGACCAUAAGUCAGCACCGCAGGGGUCAUCUAUAUCUAUCUCGAUAUUGGAGUAUAGUGGUGCGAUGAUUUGAUAUUAUCUUUAAUCGCACCCCUCUUCUCUCUACCCUCCUUACUGCCAAUUUCUUUGUUUACACUUUUUGCUUCUGUGGGGAGCAAAACCUGAGGUGAGGGUUAGCUGGUUCACUUUAUUCUCCUCAGCUCAGUGUUGUGUCACAGGGAGCUGUUAGAGAAUGAGAAGGGGAAGGGUUUGACCAGGUUGUACUUUCCUCUGUAGUUGUUAGUGGUAGAAACUAGAAACCUGCUAAAGCGUUGGUAGGAAGAAGUCAUCUGAAAGGAGUAAAGUGAGAAGCAACAGGCAAGCUCACUAUUGGUGUGUAUAGUACAAUCCAAUCCUGAUAGCUUUCUGACUGAAGUACACACUGCACCUCUGCAGACAUGCAGCGUUCUGAACUGGAUAGGCAACAAAGUGCAAUGGACUCAGAGUGCAAGUUUUUUUAAAUCAAAUGCAUGUACUUUCAGCCAUGGAAGCAGAAACUAGUUAAAUCACCUAGGUAAAGGAAACACCUUCUUAAAAUGAUUAAUCUUAUAAGGUGCUUAGAGAAACAUUUCCUAAGGUAAAAGCACAAAUUGUGCAGACUUGAGAUUUAUAAGAUCCUGUUUUUCAAACUGCAAGCUGUUUUAGUGAGCACAAGGAAGUUUCACUCACAUCCCCAGUUUGUGCUGGAAAAUAGCUUUUUCAAUAUUAUACUGUUGGUGUUUUCAGACACAUCAAACUGUUUCAGGCAUGUCCACGUAAAGUCUUGUGCUAGAACUCAGCUUAGGCUUAUGAAACACAUGAUGAAUGUGGAUUUCAACUAUGAUCUUUUUAAAACGAAUUAUUUGAAUAGGAUUCAAGGCCUAAAGGGUUGUAUGAUCUCUAAACCACUUGCUGAUCACACUGGCUCUCAGUUAACAGACAGAAUCACUUAUAUUCCUCCUGUAGGUCCUGUGAAUAGUAGCUAUUGAUUAUGUAGCCACGGGUGUUUUCCUUUAAACUGUAACUGAAGGUGGAAGACUGCUUUUUAGUUUUUACAUUUAUACAUGGUUGAAUUACACCAUGUGAAAUGCUUCAUUAGGGAGCUUGUGUUCAUUGGUCCCCUUCAGCAGUUAAGUAUAAAAGAAAGCUUGUUUUGUAGGCUGCUAGUCCGGGCAUAAACAGUAUGACUUUGAAGGCAUUCAUCUGAAUAUAAUAAUGGUUAUAUAAAUGUUAAUGUUUUAUUGUUUAUUCUUGUAGUUAACAAAAGCUUUGAUUGCAAAGCACACUAUUAAGAAUAGGACUGCUUUACAUCAAACAAUACAGAUAUAAAUAAGGCUUUAUUCUCAGAGAACCUAUGUUUCCUGUUUUAAGUGGUGUCCUUAGUUAGUGGUGCAAUUAAAGACAACAAGUGUAUCGAACCAACAUUUAAAAAGAAAGCAAGUUGUACACGGCCAAUACUGUUUGUGUUGAUAUCAAAAUCAUUAAGUAGUUAUGCUUUUAAAGGGGUAAAGAUGGAGUUUGUGUGGAGAUGGAGAAUGUAUAUGAGUUGGGGGGUUGUUAAAGAAUAUUUUGGAAUGGAGCCAUUGUGAAUGUAAGAUAAGAAACUGAUUAUUCGUAUGUGUUUGUGUACUUUAAAAUACAUCUCCUACAGAGAUACUUUAAACCAAGUUAUAGAUGCAUAUUUUUCUAAUUGCCCUCCUUUGACAGAGUAUUCUUAGUUAACAUAUACUGCUAUCCUCAGUGUGCAGAUGAAGACGUUGUUUCCAGGUUAAGUGGUUUAUUUAGUGUUAAAUAUAAACAUUUUAUGUGGCAUUAUGUGUGAGUAAACAAAUAACAAAGCAUCUUAUCUUGUGCCAUAACUGUAAUGGUCAGUAUUUCUUGUUGCAUGGUGUGAACUCCACAUAUUAAUGGCAUGCAACAUUUAACAUUUCUAUUUAUUUAACAUAACACUAAGAAACAAACUGUGCCAAGCUAAGCUCACCCAUUUUGGUAAAUAGACCAUUUGCAUUUUAUUUAUUUUUAACACUGUAAAUGGAAAAUAUUCACUGUGUAUAUAUACUUAAUUUGUAUAGAAAGAAGGAUGUCUAAAAUGACAGGUUUGUUGUUGGCUAGAUUCAUCUGCAUUAUAUCUGACAGCUGCUUGGAUCACAAUGAGAGGUUUUGCACAAGGUUCUACAUAAAGUGAAAGUAUUCAGACUGUUUCAUUGUCAGAUAUGAAAUGUAAAUAUCUGUAUUUUUCAAAAUGAGUGUUAUGUUCAUGUGAAAGUGUACUAUGUACUCAACAAAAUAAAGGUUAAAUUGGAUUUCA